This is a messenger RNA of Drosophila eugracilis, 2450 nucleotides long. RefSeq names its product protein SHQ1 homolog. NCBI's taxonomy places the organism in Eukaryota, Metazoa, Arthropoda, Insecta, Diptera, Drosophilidae. Bases 92 to 1927 code for a protein of 611 amino acids. Gene Ontology annotation, cellular component: cytoplasm; nucleoplasm. Gene Ontology annotation, biological process: box H/ACA snoRNP assembly. The transcript is spliced from 3 exons. The record is from RefSeq and is a predicted model, not a curated record.
AGUAGGCGGUCAUACUGGUCAUUAAAAUAAAUAAAAUUAUACUAAAAAACAGUAGUUAGCAGAUUCAGCAGAAACGUAAUAAAAUUAUAAGAUGUUGAAUGGACAGAUUGCACACAGUUAUCUGGAGAACACGUGCACGCUGCUGAUCCCCCGCCCUCCUGUAGCGAGUCAGUCCUUAAAAUCGUCGCCUCAGCCAGCAGCAGCUGCUGCUGCUUCUUCUUCCGCUGGCGAGGAGCAUGGCCAAGGGGCUGAGUCGGGGCUGUCAGGAGCGGGAGGGACGGACGCGUUGCAUGUGGAUCGUAUAAGAAACUGCGAUAUAUUCCUCGACGCGCACGAUCUUUACUUUUAUGCAGACGUCAAGCUUUUCAAAUUCCACAGCCGCCGCACUUUCGAUCUGCGGGAACUGAAGACGCUGCUGAUAAAGUACAACACAGCGUUAAACCAAUACCAGAUCUGCCUGCGCUGUCUGCCCCUUACAGCGGGAUCCCAGGAAGGAUCAGGUGGCGAAAGAGGAGGAGGUGGUGGCUCGGGUGAUGCACCUAAACCGAAGAGUGGACGCAAGGAUUACAUUGCCACCUUUCUGCACCUGCCCACGCUGGCCGAUGCCACAAGGACCCAUUUGCCAAACAAAGAGCCCCUGGUGCAGGAAUGGAAACUCAAACGUAUCACCGAUCAGUGCCAAAUACAGCUCGACAGCCAAGAGCGUACGUACAAGCUGACCAACAACUUUGGUUACGGUUACGCCAGCCAAUACAGCGGUCCGCCGGACACGACUGAGCUGGACAAGGCCGUGUGCCGCAUUUCCGAUCCGCAUCGAAUAAGCCCUAUCCAAAGGCGACAGGAGCGCGUGGUCGACGAAAUGAAGCGCUUCUCACGUGAACAGUACAAAAUGAACUUUGUGGAGCUACAGGUUCCGUCCGGUCACCAGAAUCCUUUGCGCUAUAAGCCGAAAAUCUACGAGACUUCCAUGACCCAAGAGCAGGCACAUCUUUUACACAACAUCAGCCGGGAAAAGUCACUCGAGCAGCAGCCAAGCGACAUCCUGCGACAGAACGAGAUCGAUUGCGGUCUGAUCAGCAUUCUGCUGGCCAUAUGCUAUGAUGUGCGGACGACCAACAAUGAUCCGACAUGUGAAUCGGGUUGGACGCGAAGUAUUCUCUGCCCGUUGUACUGCUACUAUGAGCAGUUCGAUAACUACCGAGAUGUCCUGGUGGCCUUUAUGAGGCGGAUGAUCACCUACCCGCUGUACCGCAAUUUCGAGCUGGGCCGCCAAUGCGUUCGAGAUGCCAUCGAGGUGUUAAAGGGCGGUCGGAACUGGUUGAUCAACCAGUUGCUGCUGUCCCACCAGCAGUUCGCCAGUGGAGAGCCUAGUCGUGAUAGCUUCAACAACUACUAUUUGGAGGACUACAUCCGUUAUGUGACCAGUCCGAGCGCUUGUAGCGAUGAGCACAUGCGCCUUUUGGCCCGCAACCUCAAGAACGUGCUGAUGGACGUGACCAAGCAGCAUCUGGGCCUGGGUGUCACCGAGAUUGAGACUGAGCUGAUCAAGGAGCUAAUGCAGGAAAUGCGCAUUGAUACGGGCAGCGAAGGCUCGUCGCCACAGCAACAUGGCCAGGGCGAUGAUGAACUGGACCUGGAUAACGAUACGUCUGGACAAGAGGACGAGACAACGACUGAUGAUGACAGUGUCAUAACCGACUCCUUCGACAGCAUGGACAUGGACAUGCGAUUGAUCGAGAACGAAAUUGUAUAUGAAGAUGAUGAGGAGGACGAAGAAGAUGAAGACGAGGAUGAGGAUGGGGCAGACGAGGAUGAGGACGACAGCAGCUCAUCCACCACCACCAGUAGCGAAGCCGAAGGAAACAGCGUCAUCGAGCAGUGCAGCAACAGCGAGACCGCUGCUAGCAUCAGCACCAGCACCAAGUAAUAAGUCACUUAUCCCGAGUCCGGCAAGUCCUGCUCCUGCCUUGCCCAAAACAAACAAGCAACACAACCAACUUAAUGUCAAAGAACGGAGGCUAAACAGUGAUUACUUUUAAAAAUAAUACAACAAGUAAAGUAUACAAAACAAACAAAAAACAAAACCAAGCAAAAGAUGUAAAUUUACACAAGGAAACCCAAAAAACAAUCUACUUAAAUCUUAAUUGUACAAUAAUUUAAUGAGACGCAAACUCAAAGAUUUGUUCACGCCAAAUGCGAAAAGAUAUUUAAAUAUUUUUUCCCCUUUGCUCUACAAUAACUUCGAUUAUAAUUACACAUACAAGUAAAUCAGAAAUUUAGCAUUUAGUGUGGCAUUAGAGUACGAAAAAUUUGAAUUUUGAAUUCUGAAAAGCGAAAUCUAGUUGUGCAUUUGUAUAUACAUCUAUAAAUUAUAUAGAUAUCGAUAUUGUUGGUGCUGCAAGCAAACAAAACAAACAAAUUAAAUAAAAUAAAAUGGAAAUGGAAAGCAA